Molecule: messenger RNA, 1031 nt
Organism: Diospyros lotus (date-plum)
Lineage: Eukaryota; Viridiplantae; Streptophyta; Magnoliopsida; Ericales; Ebenaceae
Product: truncated transcription factor CAULIFLOWER A-like
Exons: 8
Coding region: 276-1019 (247 amino acids)
Biological process (GO): positive regulation of transcription by RNA polymerase II
Cellular component (GO): nucleus
Molecular function (GO): RNA polymerase II cis-regulatory region sequence-specific DNA binding; protein dimerization activity; DNA-binding transcription factor activity, RNA polymerase II-specific
Source: RefSeq, a predicted model, not a curated record
GGCACAGAGAGGCGUCUGUGCUAAGCCCUUUCUGGAAGCCACGGGUCCAUAAAUCAUACGUAGAGAAAUAUAUAUAUAUAUUUUUUAAAAUUCUGAAUUAUAUUAAAUUUUAAAUUAUAUUUCCCGUUUUCUUCCCCUUUUACCCGAAGUUUUCAAUUCUGAAUUCGGGGAGACAGACUUAAGCAACCGCCCUUGCAAACUAACGGCCGCUUUUCAGAGAUAUUUCCUCAUACUCGGAAUUCCGGAGCCACGAGAGAGAGAGAGAGAGAGAGAGAAUGGGGCGGAAAAAGGUCGAGAUGAAGCGUAUCCAAGACAAGAGUAGUCGGCAGGUGACGUUCUCGAAGCGGCGCAGCGGACUGAUAAAGAAGGCUGGGGAGCUCUCGGUUCUCUGCGACGUCGAGAUCGCUUUGUUCAUCUUCUCCAACCACGGCAAGCUCUACGAGUUCUGCACCGGAGAAAGUUCGGCAAAGAUACUCCAGCGUUAUCAGAGCCACUCCAAGGCAGAAGGAAAGAGUGAAGCAGAGAACCUGAAAGCCAGAACACAGGAACAAACUCAAAUCAAUUCAAUAAUCAAAAGCUACUUUCAUCAUGUCUGCUUCGGCUCUUGGCCAAUAAGUUCCUCUCACUCUUCUAGGCUGAUUUUUAGGUCCAGAUUUGCAAGUGCUCAAACAAGUUCAGAGCUCUCAGAAAUAAUCAGAAGGUACCUGGAAGAGCCAUAUUUGGAGCAGCUUAGUGUGACUGACCUUAGUCGACUAGAAGAGGAAAUUGACGCUGCAUUAGCACAAACAAAAUCCAGAAAGGCACAACUAUUGCUCUCGUCUGUAAUGGCCCUGCAUGAAAAGGAAAGGAUGCUGGUGGAAGAAAAUAAACGUCUGGAGGAAGAGGUAUCAGCAAUGAAGAGCGGUGAAGAAAAGAUGGACAAGAUGAUAGGGUCUGAUCAACUUGAAAAUAGCCAUAUGCAUGAUUCAGAACCACUGAUGCUUUCAGUUGAGCCAUAUGCAUGCGUUCGUUUGCUUUAAGCAGUGGAUCAC